This is a messenger RNA of Aegilops tauschii subsp. strangulata, 1443 nucleotides long. RefSeq names its product L-type lectin-domain containing receptor kinase IX.1-like. Lineage: Eukaryota; Viridiplantae; Streptophyta; Magnoliopsida; Poales; Poaceae. Gene Ontology annotation, biological process: protein phosphorylation. The record is from RefSeq and is a predicted model, not a curated record. Gene Ontology annotation, molecular function: ATP binding; carbohydrate binding; protein kinase activity.
AUGGGCAUUGACGUCAAGUCCAUCAUCUCGCAGGCGUACACAAACGUGACUGUGCCUGGCAAGAACCUAACGUCCGGCCUCCCGAUGACUUGCAACAUCACCUACGGCAACGAAACACAAACCCUAGCAGCUAUUCUCAAGAUCGGCGACGCGACAUACCGUGUCAACACUAAUGUUGACCUGAGGUUCAUGCCUAGUGUGGUGACCAUUGGCUUCUCCGGUGCUACCGGCGCAGCAGACGAGUUAUAUCAAAUAAUGUCCUGGAAAUUUCGCUCCACCUUCAACCCGCAUGCACGGAAGAGCUCUGAGAGCCCCCCUCCUGCACCAAAGAUCCUGCUAGUAGAGGUAAUAACUGGACCAAUUAUUGGAGUUAUUGCAAUUGUGUGCAUCUUUGUUGGCAUCCGUCGAUGGCAACUAUGCACGAGAAAGAAGCGUUACAGAUCUCUCGCCGGGGGCAUUGGACAUAUUGGUUACCGUAAGUUGGCCCAUGCGGCCAACAAAUUCGCAGAGGAAAACAAGCUAGGGCAAGGAGGUUCUGCCUCUGUUUAUCGGGGCGAACUGACAAAUCCAAGUAGAGCAGUGGCAAUAAAGAGAUUCAACCCCGCAACAUCUAGCGAGGGGAGGAAGGCGUUCGAGGACGAACUCAGGAUUGCCACUCGCCUCAGGCAUAGGAACCUUGUCGAAUUGAUAGGUUGGUGCUAUUAUGGCCAGAGAUACUUGGUUGAGUUUAUAUGCUGGUGGCGGGACGAUAGGUAUACACGUCUCUUCCUUGUGUACGAGCUUUUACCGCAAGGUAGCCUUGAUCAACACUUACACGAGGGCAAACGUUGGUUGCCAUGGUCCAAGAGGUACGAUAUCAUCCUGGACCUAGGAUCUGCACUGCAAUACCUCCAUGUAGAUUGCGAGCAACACAAGCAAUGUGUCGUACAUGGUGAUAUCAAAUCAAGCAACAUGCUGCUUGACCCUUCGUACAGUGCCAAGUUAGGUGACUUUGGAUUGGCAAGGUCUGUUCACCAAGAAACUGGGGCACAGACCACUGACGUUGUCCAGAGCACUUACGGGUAUAUAGACCCUGUGUUUGUCAACACGAGCCAACGAAAUAGGCAGUCAGACAUCUACAAUUUCGGCAUUGUCCUACUAGAGAUGGUCUCUGGAAGGGACCCCACGGCGCGUCUCAAUGAUAGGCCUCCAUUGACAUCAUGGGUAAGGAGUUUGUACCAUGGGAAUGCACUCCUUGAGGCCGCAGAUGUCAGGCUGAUAGGUGGCGAGUCCAUUGUCGGGCGACAGCAGAUGAAGCGUGCGCUACUAGUCGGGCUCUUGUGCGUGCACCAGGAUCUUAGCAGCCGGCCGUCCAUCAUGGACACCAUGGAUGCCCUGCGAUCGGAGAGGCUGGAAUCGGACAUCACUCCCCUAGCGCCGGUGAUACCACUCUUGAUGCCAUAG